AUGCUUACAAACCCUAAGAUACAAAGGGUCGGGUCCCUCAUCUCCUUCUUCACUGACCACUGGAAAGUGUCUACUAAGCCCGUUGGUGCAGAUCUAGGCCAGGGACAGUUCCAAUUCCAAUUCGCUAAUGAGAAAGACCUCCAACAGGUCUUAGACGAUAGGCCUUAUCACUUCGCCUACUGGAUGCUAAUCCUCCAACAAGAGACACUCCGAAGCAUAGCCAAUUAUAUAGGCCACUAUGAAUCAAUGGAGAUCACUGCAACUACGGCAAGGAUGAAAGUACAUAUCGAUGGCCUACAACCUCUGAUCACAUCUUCAAUGGUGGAAUUCGAAACUGGAGAAGAAGUGGAGGCCACACUAAUAUACGAGAAACUGGAAAAACAUUGCAUUAAGUGCAUGUCUCUGCUCCAUGAUGCAAAAGACUGCCCCACCUUCAAAUCAGAGGAGUUAAGAGAAGAAGCGGCACCCUCAAACCCUCCGAGAUAUCCCCCAAGACAUCGGGAUCAUAGGGGUUUCGAACCUAUCCGAUAUCGGACUUCACAAGACCAAACAGGGAGCAUAAGAGAGCUAGAUCAAGGUUUCCGCAGUUCAUCACCCCGCCAAGCUAACCAAGCUGAGCUGUCUAAAGAAAGAUCUGGGUCGCAGAACUCGAACCGAGGCUACAACUAUAUACCCAGAUCAAGAGAAUUCAGCAACCCUGAUAGCUCUGCUCUAAGACAUUCUGAUUUGAGAAACUCACUAGAUGCAUCCAGAUCCCAAUUCUCGGCCCAAUCCCGUCGCUAUGAACGAUAUGAGGAGAGAAGACAGCCACCACCCCAAUCAAAAUGGGUCGAAAAAGAGAAAGUGGAUACAGAAAUCAGAGAGAGAUUAUCUGGAGAUCUUCACUCUGCUAUUUCUGGCAGCUCCCGUCAGAGAAGACCUCCUCUGGAUACACAAUCCCCUAGAAUUUCACCUGACCAACUCCCCCGAGAAGCUUUCAACGCUGCCUUGAACGAGGUUAGAGACGUUAUGCACCAAUACUCAUCCUGCGCUGACCCGUCAGAAAGUGCAGCCAGAAAGGAGAGACUGAGACAGGCAGAACAGAGAGGCCAAAUAGAAGAGACAGCAGCUCAAAUGGUGAGAGCCUCAAUGGCAACCCAAACACAAGACACCCUACCGGUGGAAAACCCAGAAAGCCGAUCCGUAGAGCGAAUUCCGGCUACGCAAAGACUAGGACCAGCGGUCUCACCUGAAAGAGUGAUAACUGAGGAAAACCACUUGCAAAAGUCAGCAGCGUCUAAGAGAAAGCCAGGAAGACCACCGGGAAGGAAAAAUGGAGAUAAGGCCAAGAAUAAUACCUUGAUCGGAGCGUCGUCGAGAAAAAGAAAAAUCCAGCAAACUGCUCUCUCUCCCAGAAAGAGGAAAGAUUCCGAUUUAUCCAGAAGAUCAAGAGCCUCACUUGAUUCCGAUUUUUAA
Molecule: messenger RNA, 1455 nt
Organism: Microthlaspi erraticum
Lineage: Eukaryota; Viridiplantae; Streptophyta; Magnoliopsida; Brassicales; Brassicaceae
Source: the annotation of a GenBank genome assembly